Fundulus heteroclitus (mummichog) is the source of this 3235-nucleotide messenger RNA. RefSeq names its product TBC1 domain family, member 5 (gene tbc1d5). Bases 161 to 2773 code for a protein of 870 amino acids. Gene Ontology annotation, molecular function: GTPase activator activity. The record is from RefSeq and is a predicted model, not a curated record. NCBI's taxonomy places the organism in Eukaryota, Metazoa, Chordata, Actinopteri, Cyprinodontiformes, Fundulidae. Gene Ontology annotation, biological process: activation of GTPase activity. The transcript has 23 exons.
GGCAGCACAUCCGCCUGACCCGCCAGUGUUUACAAAUCAGCAGUCAGUGUCGAUGCACCAGAAUGAGGGUCCCUGCAUGAUCCCGCACAGAACAUUCCUCGCCUUCUGAGUCUUGACUUCGGGGAACGCCGCGGCUCCCUCCCCCAGCUGGGCCGCAGUCAUGCAGCACCCCAACUUUGAGACCCGCCACCCGCUCCAGGCAGACGAGCAGCAGGAGACCGGCUUCGACCCGCUCCACAAUUUCAACAAGAAUCGCAGCAGAGGAUCGCUCGACAGCAGCUCCUACUCCCAGUCUGAGUCCACCUUCCUCUCCUACAGAAAAGAAUGGGACGACUUGUUCCUCAACAGUAAUUACCUGGCCAGGACCCGGCAGGCUGGCGUCUGCGGUCGGCUGAGGAGUAGUCGCUUUCGGAGCGUCUGUUGGAAGUUAUACCUGGAGGUCCUCCCUGAAGACAAGGGGCAGUGGAUCAAGAGGACCAAGGAGCACCGGGCGCAGUAUGAGAAGAUCAAAGAGAUGCACAUCACUAACCCCCGCAAAGCUGCAGGCCAGCAGGACCUGGUGGUCAACAAUCCACUGUCCCAGGAUGAGGGGAGUUUAUGGAACAAGUUCUUCCAGGAUAAGGAGCUGAAGGGGAUGAUCAAGCAGGACGUUUUUAGGACAUUCCCCGAGAUCUGCUACUUCCAGAACGAGGACGUGAGGACCAAGCUGACCGACAUUCUUUUCUGCUACGCCAGAGAGAACGAGCAGCUACUCUAUAAACAGGGGAUGCACGAGCUGCUGGCCCCCAUAGUGUUUGUGCUGCACUGUGACCACCAGGCCUUCCAGCACGCCAGCGAGACAGCCAGCCCCAGUGAAGAGAUGAAAUGUCUGUUGAACCCUGCGUACCUGGAACACGAUGCCUACGCCAUGUUCUCACAGCUGAUGGAGACAGCAGAGCCGUGGUUCUCCACCUUUGAGAGGGAAGUGAGGAAGGGCAAGGAGGAAAUGCUGACCAGCAUCCCCUUCGCUCGGCCCCAGGACGCCGGCCCCUCCGUCGCCAUCGUGACCAAAGUGAACCGCAUCCAGGACCAGCUGGUGAAGAAGCACGACGUGGAGCUGCACAUGCACCUGAACCGGCUGGAGAUCGCUCCGCAGAUCUACGGCAUCCGGUGGGUCCGCCUGCUGUUCGGCCGGGAAUUUCCCCUCCAGGACCUGCUGGUGGUGUGGGACGCUCUGUUUGCUGACAGCAUCACUCUGGAUCUGGUGGACUACGUCUUCGUGGCCAUGCUGCUUUACAUCCGAGACGCUCUAAUUGCAAGCAACUUCCAAACCUGCCUGGGCCUUCUGAUGCAUUACCCUCCCAUAGGAGACAUCAACGCUUUACUGCAGAAAGCCCUGUUCCUCCGGGAUCCCAAAAAUAAUCCUCGUCCUGUGAACUACCAGUUUCAGCAGAACCUGGAUUACUACAAAACAAGGGGAGCCGACCUGAUGAACAAGACACGGUCUGGCUCUACGGUAAAAGCUGCUCCGCUCAACAUCAACAAGGUGUCCAGCAGCCUGCUGAGCUUCGGCAGAAAGCUCAUCGCUCCGGCCAUGUCCGGCGUCUCCAGCAACGUCGCCCCCAUCAACAGCGAGGUGUACUCCUCCUACGCGGCCCCUGCCUCGCCGCCCGCGCCCGCCCUGUCACACCCGCUCGCCGAGCCCUCGGAUCAGGCGCAGACGCAGAACCAGGCCCAGACCCAGAACUACCGUCUGCUGAAGUCUGAAAGUAUGCCAGUCCACCUCAGCAAAGAUGCAGUUUUAGGUGGCGUGUCUCAGGGCUCUCUCCCAGAUCAGCCUCUUACUGACACACAAGGCCAGAGCUCAAGGAUGGUCAGCUCCUCCCCCAGCACUGAGAGCCUUUCUGGUGGGCGGGGCCAGUCCACCGCCUCCCCACCUCUCCCGCCCUCCAGGGGGAGUGACGUCAGCAGCUCCUCUCCGCCCCUCUCUGCCCACAAGAAGGAGUCCUUCUUCAACAUCACUCGCUCUCGUUCCCACAGCAAAACCAUGGGAAAAAGAGAGGCGGACGAGGAUCUGGAAGCCCAGGUUUCCUUCCUGCAGGGCCAGAUUAACGACCUGGAGGCCAUGAGCAAGUACUGCGCCAGGAUGAUGAAUGCACACAUCUGUAAAAUCCAGGAGGUGAUUCUCCAAGAGCACCUGGAGAAAGAAGAUGAAGUCCUGGUCUCUCUAGCCGGACUUAAACAGAUCAAAGACAUCCUGAAGGGAGAGCUGCGCUUCAACCAGAGUCAGCUGGAGGCCGAGGAGAACGAAGAGAUCACCAUCGCCGACGACCACUACACCGCGGCGGCGGCUGCAGCGGCGGCGGCCGAGACCUCGCUGAACUACAUGCAUCAGCUCGCCGAUCACCAGCAGGGAGACGGCAGCAGGCGGAGCGGAGACCCUCAUCAGGACGUGAGCGCCGGCACGGAGGAGAAGGAAGAGGAGGAGCCAGCAGGGACCCCGCCCGAGCAGCCGGUGCCGUCAUCUGUGGGCUCGGAGGGGAAGAACUGGGACGACUACAUCCUUGUGUCUCAGGACGGAGACCUGCUCGCGGACGGGAGAGAAGCUGAAGGCAAGCCCCCGCUGCCACUAAGACGAGGCCCCGGUGCGGUCCGAAUGGAGCCCGACGGCUCGUCUGGGACUUUUCACGACCCCCUGAUGACUGCCGCCGCGUCGGGCUCCUCCAGCCCAGAGGAGGGCUCCACCAACAGCAAGGACUCCGACUUUACCAUAGUGAACCCAAACGACCUGUGAACGAGAAAGUCACUCCAGCUCUCCCCUCUCUCUCGCCGUUCACGGCGUCUGAUUUAACAACUGACUUCAGUGGGUAGGGAACCACCCGCUACUAGUGCCACGCCACUAAAACGUCACACAUAUACGGACUGUGACCCGGAGAGUCCCGCAUCCCUUCUGCUUUCUCUCUAAUCGUCAUCUGUGCCACGCAAGUCCUGUCUGAACUGAUGCUGCGAGCCUUCUCAUCUAUCUUAACGCCUGCUCAGCCUUUUAAUGGGUUGCCUCCCCCUCUCACCUAUUUUUGGUCAUCCCUACUGUAGCACCCAUCCCUGCAGACAGGGGGUGCUGUUGGACUGCUUACUCUGUCUCUAGACAGUUAUUCUGAAGGACCUGAGACUGCAGUUUUCUCUCAGGGGAAAACUUUCUCCUGUGAGAGGAUGUUUAUAUGAAUGUGGAGAACCAGCCAUAUUUCUGCCUGUGUGU